Girardinichthys multiradiatus is the source of this 5126-nucleotide messenger RNA. It is a transcript of the gene znf106b, whose product is annotated as zinc finger protein 106b. The record is from RefSeq and is a predicted model, not a curated record. Gene Ontology annotation, cellular component: cytosol; membrane. Gene Ontology annotation, molecular function: SH3 domain binding; RNA binding. The transcript is spliced from 21 exons. The coding region runs from base 145 to 4215 and encodes 1356 amino acids. Lineage: Eukaryota; Metazoa; Chordata; Actinopteri; Cyprinodontiformes; Goodeidae.
GGCCUGGAUUGGACGUAAAAUACGUAAGCAAACAUGGCGGUGUAAAGAAGAGCGUCGGGGUUUCAAAGCCAUGUGAAAUUAGUCAGACCGAGGUCAAAACGUUGAGUAUUUGCAGUUUGGACCGAGGUUGUCACUCGUUCGGAAAUGGCAGGCGUACAACCCAAACAAGAAAAGGCGCAGAAAACACCAAUGAAGAAGAAAGCUCCACAAUCGUUAAAAAAGGCGAAGAGAAACUACUGCAUUUUAUGUCGCAAGUUCUAUUUAAAAAAUGAUGCACAUGAUCAUAUGCACAGCAUGCAGCAUCACAAUGAGCUGGAGACGGUGUUGGGAAAAGAUGCCUUUCAUGAUUGCCAGGCAUGUAAGAUAAAGUCCCUGGGUUUGAAUGAGUACAGCAAUCACAUCCUAACAGCUCAGCACCAAAUAAGGUUUAAGAACCUGAAGACCAAAAACAUUAAGCCUGUUUCUCUGUUCAAGACUCUGAGCUCAAGUACUAUAAACAGCAUCCUGGAGAGAAACAAGACCCUCAAGAAAGAGGAGAGGAAAGCAAUGAAGAAGGCUAAAAAGAAACGAAAGCAGAAAGCUGGACAAAGGCGCGCAAAGACGCAGCAGUCUGGCAUCCAAAAUAGGAAUAUGGAUUUUAAAACAGAGAUGCUGGAAAAAUCCAGACAGAUGCAAAGGAGACCUCCAAAUCAGUGGGAGCAAACACACUUCCCAGGAAGCAACUAUGGCGUCAUUCAAAAUAAGGAGAACAAAAUUUUCCACAAGCAAAUUCCUCCUCCAUACAGAAUAUUUCCUAAUCAGAACUAUAGACCCCCCUAUCACCCAGGAGUGCCUGAGGGUCAACCUAAUAAUUACCAUUAUGGUUGGCAGCCGUACCACCAGUCUUAUAAUGGGUACUAUGACAGUAACCAGUGCCACCAAUUAAAAGGUCACAGGUUUCAAACUUCUCCAAAUAACUACCAUAAGGCUCCUGCUGACACGUCCAAACAAAUGAUGCCUACAGUCAGCCAGAGCAGCUCCAGCCGGCAGAAUCCUGCAGUAGACUGUUCCUUCACCAGCGAUAAGCUCCCUGAGAAUGGAGCCAUCGUGUUUGAUCACAACCAAGCUGAGAGAGUGAAAUCAGCUCAGCCAAAAGACGGAAAAAGCAACUUGGUUCGGCCAGAAAGUUCAAACGAUUUGGCUCUAGAGAAUUCCGAAAACAAAUCUGGCAGCCCAGCUCCUGUAAGGGACAUUGACAUUACUGCCAUGCUGAAGCAAAUCAGAAGAGCGCUGGGUGUCAGGGAGCCGUGCAGGGCGGCUCGAGAAGCCCGACGGCAGAAUGGGAAUGUCCAGGCUGUGGAUUGUAGCGAUGUGGAGCAGCCGGCAGGACCUCCAGCUGAGGUCAGCACCCGUGCUCCACCUGCUGACAGCUGUGUUUCUCCUUCAACUGGCCCUCCUCUUAAGCAGAAACGGACACAUUUCAAAGAGACACAAGAAACCAACGAAACGAAGAGUCCACAAUUAAAAGAGGGCCCAGUGAACGACAAUGAAGCAAAGUCUCAGGAGGUCAGCAAUGCUUUGACCUCUGUCAGCCGAUUCAGAGCCAAAAUGACGCCCGCUGAGCCCAAUAUGAGCAUACCUUGUAAAGUCCAGGUUGCUCACAAAUCCUGUACGGCUAAGGCAGAGAAAGAGACUGUAUGUAAACCUGUCCUGGACAAGUUGCUUCACUUAUCAGGAGCCAGAAGCAAGUUGAGCUGGAUCGAGAUGUACAACAGCAUGAAAAGGAAUACUUUAAAAGGAAGGCCCCGGUUUGGAAUCGAGUUGGGAAAGCAGCCGACGGACAAUGAAAGCCCUCUGCAGGGCGCUGACAUGCCUCUGUCUGAGGGUUUUCAUUGGGAAUCGUUUCCGGACAGCCCCUCAGUCCCACCUCCUGCUUCUCCACAUGCCAGUCGUCUCAGUGAAACCUGGUCAGAUUCCCAGACGUGGGACUCUUCAGAUCAGCCCGACGUGCCACAGGCAAGCGGCAGCAGCAAGACAGCAGAAAAAGUUUAUGUGAAAAUGGAACCAAAUUUGGAAGAUGAGGCCGAAGAUGUGAGCAACAGAAGCAAUGCUAAGAAGAGGGUGCUCUCUACAGUGGAAGAGGAUGGCCUUUCUGAUGGAUCUAGCUGUAAAAAGAAGAAAACAAAAUCAAAAAAGGAUAAUUCAGACCAGAGUCAGAUGGACCAGCUGCUGGCUGUCUCGCUCAGGGAGGACGAGCUGAGCCACUCGCUGCAGAAUCUGGACAAGUCCCUGAUUCAGGCUCGCAAUGCUCUGCAAGCCGCAUACGCAGAGGUCCAAAGUCUGUUGCUUCUGAAAGAGCAGUUUACAGGUGAGGUCAACAGCCUGAGAGCAAAGCGCAUUGAGAUCCUGCAGGGAAUGCAAGGAUACUCUGGAGCUAGUCCAGCCGAGAGCCCCACCACCUUCUCACCUGGUGCUGCGUCCACCAUCUCAACAACUUCCUUUGCUACCUCACUGAGCCAGCAACAUCCAGCAGGAACCCCGGCUUCUUUCAUCCCUCUGCCUCAUCCAGCUCCCCUUGGUUUGCCGGCUGUGUCGUUGAAGCAAGAAAUUACUCAUUCAGUUGCAGCUGGACAGGCGAGUCAGCAGUUCUUACCCUCUGCUGUUCAACCCACAGUUGAGGGCUCCAAUUCAGCACAUGCACUUCUUCCUGAAUCAUCUGCCAGGCAGCGAGAGCAGGGGAUGAGGGACAGAUCGAAGUGUGUAAAGACAGAGGUCCUGGAAAUGGAAAUACAUCCAUCUGAUUUUGUCGAAGGGACUGAACAAGAUACGGGAAAUGAGCCUGCAGGUGACAAGUUGGCUGGAAAAAGGCAGAAGAAAGCAUCUCAUGUAGACGAGGGCAACGAGAGCGACAGCUCAGUGGAGGUGGUCAAUUGCUCCAACAUGGAUGUCAUAGAUAUUGAAGAGUCGGAAUGGGAGGAAUCUGCGGAGACGGAUGCUCCAGCGCAUCCUCAGAUGUCUGUGAAUGUGGAGUUCAGUUAUGCAAGCACGCAAACGUCUCAGCAAUGGCAAACAGAGAGGAAAUUUCAGCCUGCAGUUAAUCCGACAAAAGAUGCCAAUCACCCUGCAGAGUCUGUGGAGGAAGAUGAGCCAUCUUUAGGAGCCUUUUCGAAUCAUGCCGGUCCCGUCCACGGCCUUCAAAUCCACGACGGACGGUUAUACACGUGCUCUGGAGACAAUACGGCCCGGGCCUACAGUCUGGUGACCAGAGAGUGCGAAGCAGUUUUUGAGGGUCACACGAACAAGGUUAACUGUCUGCUGGUGUCGUCCCCUCCGAACAUGCCAACACGCCUCUACACUGGAUCCAGUGACCACACUAUCCGCUGUUACAGCAUAAAGUCUAAGAAGUGCCUUGAGCAGAUCUCUCUACCAGACAGAGUUCUGUGUUUGCACAUAGCCUGGAAUAUCCUGUAUGUUGGGCUCGCCAGCGGAUCCGUCAUCAGCCAUGACCUGAAGACUUUGAAGGAGCUGGACGUGUUCGAGUGCCAUGGCCCGCGAGGCGUGAGCUGUCUUGGCACGGCUCAGGAGGGCGCCCGGCGCCUGCUGCUAGUCGGAUCGUACGACAGCACCAUUAGCGUGCGCGACGCUAAAAGCGGCCUGCUGCUGCGGACACUGGAAGGUCACACCAAGACUGUGCUCUGUAUGAAGGUGGUGAAUGAUCUGGUUUUUAGUGGCUCCAGUGACACAUCUGUUCAUGCCCACAACAUCCAUACGGGGGAGUUGGUUCGGAUCUAUAAGGGUCACGGUCAUGCUGUCACAUCGAUCGUCAUUCUCGGGAAAGUGAUGGUGACGGCUUGUCUGGAUAAACUGGUUCGGGUUUAUGAGCUGCAGUCCCAUGAUCGUCUGCAGGUCUACGGGGGUCACAGUGACAUGGUGAUGUGCAUGGCUGUGCACAAGAGUGUGAUCUACACAGGCUGCUACGACGGCAGCGUUCAAGCUGUAAAGCUGAACCUGAUGAAAAACUACCGCUGCUGGUGGCAGAGUUGCUUCCUGAUCUUUGGCAUUCCAGAGCAUCUCUCUCAGCACCUCGUUGGAGACCACAGCAACCCAAAUCUGCAGACGGUCAAAUGUCGCUGGAAGGAGUGCAACCGUUUUUUCAGCACACAGCAGUCAGUCAGACAGGAGCUGCCCGAACACAUGCAGAGCCACGUUGAUGGUGACAUCGGGCUUCAGCCUUGACAGGAGAGGAGUUGAAGCUCUGCAGAAGAUGAUGUUGAUAAGCUCAGGCUUUUGCUUUCCAGAUUUUUCGCUUUUCUUUGUAGAGACACAGCUCCUAUUGAUACCCCAGAACAGAUUUAGGGUUUAAAUGAUCACAUCCGGCUUUUUCCUGGGGAAAAUCUGCGGCAUCAGACAUUAAGAGCAACCUCGUCUUUUCCCAGUUUUCACAGGAUUCCCUGUUUCAGCUUCUUUUUCAUCAUCAUGGUGGAAAGUAUUUAUAACCCUUCUUUUUCCAAAUACUUGUUUGUUAACAUCUAAUAAACAGCCAGAUGUCAUUACUUCAUACAUGAAACAGACACUUUCACUUCAUUUCCACAUUCAACUGUGGGAUAAUUACACCAGAUGCUGUUUUAGCUACAAACAUAAAUGUAAUAACUUUAUUAAACCAGCAGAUAUAGUCAUGAACCAAACAUCAACCGACUGGUCACUAAUCCUGAGCCGUUUUUGAGGACUAAUUACAUGAUUCUGCAUCUCAGCCUUUUAAAAUGGGUGUUUUCAUCAACAGUGACUGAAAAAAGCCAACAAUGCAACUCAGAUAGAAGCUGCCCAGAGUUGUGGAGAAACUCUUCUGUAUUGAUAAUAAUGAAAUGAAUAAAUAAUGUGCUGAAAUGCACCUUUUUUAGGAAACAUGAUUGUAAUCCAGCUUUCAUGUCCACUACAUAGAUUUUUUUUUUGUAGCUGAGCAUUUACUAAUUUAUAGCAACAACAUCUUUAUAUUUCUGCAUUUUCCCACAUACCUUUUCUGAGGGAAUCAAGAGCAACUUUUAUAGACGCUGAAGGAGUCUUGUCACAGUCUUUGUAUUAUAUUCCCCACAGUAUGUAUUUAUUUUAAUCCUUACUGUAUGUUUACAUCAAUAAAAAUUCAAACUUUC